AUGAACUCACUGCCACGUCUGCUGGGCGCGAGAGCCACCGAGUUGCGGCGUAGUUCGGCGGCCGGACUGAACGUGGUGUCGCAGCGUCCUCCGUUGCCGCCGAAGAUUGAGCUGCGUAGCCACAGCUACGACGGACUGCUGGACGAUUCGGCCAGCAUGCAGCGACGCAAGGCCACCGGUGUGGGACAACCGACAGGGACAAAGCUAUCAACCGAAGGGCAUGAUCGAGUCGAUGGGCGAGAUGCGAUCGCUAGCCAGCAGCAGGCAGGAGAGCACGAGGAACCGAUCGCCAGGAAGGUGUUUGUGGAACCGAGCGGAGCGUCGGUCGGAACGGAAGCAUCGGUCAAGAGCAAAAACCGACGAUCGCGUAGCAUGGACGAUCUGUUCGAUGACGACGGACCCGGCGGCGAGUGUACGUUAUUCGACAACACGCAGAGCAUGGAGACACUGCUGGAGCCGGCCUCACCCACAUCGACGACGGCUCCCGAAUGUGCGCCCGAGACACCACCACCCCGUGCGAUGGGAGGUGGUAACAUCUGUCUGAACCGACGCUUUGUGCGCGAAGAUACGGCCGAGCGUCCGGACGACACGAUCGACGACUCGCUCGGAUCUCACACCGCAUCACACGAGCAGCUGUGCGAAAAGGAAACGAUCACGGUCGACAGUACGCCGCGGAUGCGCGCGGACGACGCUGGUGCCCAUGACCCGGGGGACCCGAAAGGGCAACCCGACGAACAGGAGGAGGACGACAUCGAGUCGACCCAUUCAUCCGUAACCUCCUCGCUCGGAUCGACCGCAUCGGGUGAGAGGGCCGGCGGUGGGCCCAGGAAAGCCCCCAAACCACUGAUCAACCGAUACGUGAAGAAGGUGAAAUCGUUCAUGAAGAUGUAA
This is a messenger RNA of Anopheles marshallii, 891 nucleotides long. RefSeq lists its product as uncharacterized. The transcript has a single exon. The coding region runs from base 1 to 891 and encodes 296 amino acids. Lineage: Eukaryota; Metazoa; Arthropoda; Insecta; Diptera; Culicidae. The record is from RefSeq and is a predicted model, not a curated record.